Molecule: messenger RNA, 2515 nt
Organism: Chenopodium quinoa (quinoa)
Lineage: Eukaryota; Viridiplantae; Streptophyta; Magnoliopsida; Caryophyllales; Amaranthaceae
Product: DExH-box ATP-dependent RNA helicase DExH12-like
Exons: 2
Coding region: 937-2373 (478 amino acids)
Source: RefSeq, a predicted model, not a curated record
CGAACCGAAUUAAAACCGCUUAAAAAUAAACCGAAACCGAAUCGAACCGAUAACUAUUUAAACCAAAUCAAAACCGACCCGUGAGACAAUUAAACCGAUUCCAAACCGACCCGAUUAAAUACCGAAUCGAUUUCAAACCGAACCGAAACCGAACUGUCAAACCGUUUUGACACUGCUACAUAUUUUGUUAUUAUGCUAUAUUAACUGGGCAACGCUCUUUUUGUUCUAAUCAAAUAAGUUUUCUCCCGCGCUCAACUCUGUCCCCAUUGAUGCCCCGAUACAAUUCAUUCAGUCGCAUACAAAUAAAUUACACACCGAAUCUUCCAAGCUCACCGGACCUCUUAAUCUCUUGAAUCUUCUCAUACUCUGUCCUGUCCAAUUCACCACAAUCGCUGCAUCCCUCCUUUACGGCGAAGAUCAAAAGAAGUUGUCUUCUUCGGCGCUUUACACAAGUCGGCUACCAGUUUUUGCAAAUCGGACAUGGACCUCAUGUCUCUUCCUCCCAUUCCCAUUGAAUUGCAACACUUUGGAUACACUUACUUUAGUCUUUUGCAAGAAGCAGUCUUUCCUGUGCUAUUUGGCUCAACUAAGGAUGCAUUAAUAUUUGCUAUGAAGAACAAUGGAAAGACUAGUGCUUCUGAGUUUGCUAUAUUGAGAGAUUACAAAAAAUCAGAUUUCCUUGCUGUGUAUAUCACCCCUUUGGAGGAGGCUGCAAAUUAUUUGUUUGACUGCUGGGGAGAAAAAUUUGGUAAAGGGCUAGGACUAAAUGUGGUGAAGUCAAGUGGGAAAGAAACUGAUCGAGACUAGCAAAAGUUGCAAUUUCGCACUAUAAUCAUUACUACAGUGGUGGCAUGUAAGGCAUUGUGGCAAAGUGAUAUUGUCAGUCUUUUUAUCCUGGAUGAGCUCCACCUCAUAGAGGAUCAUCCUCUUUUAGAGAUGAUCACGUCUCGGAUUUCUUAUUUGAAGAAGAGGAAACAAAUAAAGGCUAGGAUUAUUGCUUUAUUUAGCAUUGUUACAAAUGCUGAUAAGGUCAAACAAUGGCUUGGAAUUGAGUGUUGUUUCGAGUUUCCAUCCAAUUUGAUGCGUGUGCCUCUAGACAUUAAAGUUGAGGUGGUAGACGUUCCUGGUGUUGAGGUAGUAGACAGUGCUGGUGAUGAUGAAUAUUAUGCUUUAGUUGCUCUUACCAAAGCAUGUUACCAAGCUAUACUUCAGUAUAAUAAACAGGGUAGUGUAGCUUUGGUUUAUGUCCCUCCAAAGAGUUCCUCAGCUGUAGCCCUCCAUAUUAUUGCACGAUCUUCACCAAAAGAGAAUAAACAAUUUCGAAAUUGUACUUUAACAGAGUUGAAGGUUGCCACUGACGCAAUUAAAGAUUUUACUUCGAGAAUUUGUUUAAGAUAUGGCGUGGGUUUCUUGCAUGAAGGAUUGACCAAACUAGAUAAAGAAUUGGUUAUGAUGUUAUUUGGUUAUGGAUGGAUUCAAGUGUGCGUGGUUCCCACCUCAAUGUGCUUUGAGCCUUUGAUGGCCCAUGUGGUUAUAAUUGUAGAACCACAGGGGGUAUACACAGUGGAUUACUGUAAAUCAACCCAAAUUAUACAAAUGAUGGGAUGUGCUGGUAGGCCUUUGAAAGACGAUUGUGGGCAUUGUGUAAAAAUCUGCAGUAGACAAAGAAAGAACCACAAUUUGCAGUUUGAUAGAGUAAUAACUCUACAGAGUUCUUUGCAUAAUUUUACUGAUGUGGUUGAUUAUAUGAAUACUGAUGUUGUUAGGGGGAUCAUUAGAAGAAUAGAAGACUUGCCGUCGUAUGUGGGGAGGACUUUUCUCUAUACAAAUCUCGAUCCAUCUGAUCCUGAAUCAAAGCCGUUAUUGGAUCAAUUCCUAACCAUUGUCCAGCAGUCUCUGUACAGGCUUGAAGAACUUGAAUGCAUGUCUAUCGACGAUUCUUCUUCUAUCUGUCCUUCGAGUCUUGGUAUUAUUGCAUCACAUUAUAGGGUGAAGUGCAGUACUGUGGCACUCUACAACUCUUGCUUAAGUGCUACUGCUAAUAUGGAUGAUUUGCUACAGAUUCUUACAAAGGCCUAUGAGUUUUCUGACUUAAUAGUAUGGCAUAAAGAGAAGAAGUUGAUUAGGAGGUUAAUAAAGGAUAUGCGUUUGCCAUUGUAUAAGUUUAAGUACAAUGAUCCACAUGUGAAGGCUUACGUCCUCCUUCAAGCAGAUUUGUUAGGUCACUCAAUUCACAAAGAUAUGGAAGUGGAUCAGCAUCUAGUGCUUCUCAUUGGUAGGAAACUGAUUCAAGCUAUGAUUACUCUCAUUAUUGGGGUUAAAAACUGGCCAAAUCUUGCUCUAAUUGCUUCAGAAUUAAGCAAGAUGAUAUAGAUAGGAUUCUCAACCACUUACCACUUUGAUUAACUUUUUGUUAGACUCUUUGUAUUUUAGAAGUCAUUAGAAGUUUGUUAGGACAAAGUUGUUUUGGUGCCAAUGUAAAUGUUCUACAAUCAUGAAUAAAAAUACACAAACU